CAGAAAAUAGAAGCUUUAGCCUCCCCAUGUUGCAACAAUUUGAUCUCUAUCAGAACAAAUUCGAGGGUCAAAUUCCAUUGGGCCUUGCAUCGUCCCAGCAUCUUCAGCUACUUUCCGUUGCUGCAAAUCUAUUUGUGGAUGUGGUGCCCGUAUGGCUGGCUAAGCUACCACAACUUACGCUGAUUUCUAUGGGUGACAAUGCCCUAGUUGGCCCGAUCCCGCCUGUGCUUGGAAAUCUCACCAUGCUCAACUUCCUUGACAUCUCGUACUCCAACAUAAGCGGAGAUAUUCCUGUGGAAUUGGGAGAACUGAGACAACUGACUUGGUUGCACCUUUCGGACAAUCAACUAACAGGUCUCUUACCAGAAUUUCUAGGAAAUUAUUCAAAAAUGUCUGUCUUAAGUUUGGGAUGGAAUCGGCUGACUGGACCAGUACCGUCAACACCUGGAAAUAACAGGCCUCUAGUGUAUCUUGAUAUUCGAGAGAAUCAUCUCCAAGGGGAUCUUGGUUUCUUGGCCAGCCUUUGCGAUUGUCGGCAACUUCAAACCCUUGCCAUAUCAAAUAAUCCUUUCUCUGGGAGUAUCCCCAGCUAUUUCGGUAACCUCUCGACUAACCUGGUAGUAGUUGAAGCAAAGAAUAACCAUUUGGUUGGUGGGAUUCCAGAAACACUAUCAAAUCUUAGUGGUCUUCGUCUGAUAAGCUUUUCCAACAACCAUCUUACCAAAGAAAUACCAGAAUCCAUCUCUAAGUUGGAGAAUCUCCAGGCACUUGAUCUCGCUGGAAAUAGAAUGGUUGGCCAAAUCCCUGUACAAAUUGGUAUGCUGAGAAAUAUUGUAGAGUUACAACUCUCGGACAAUAUGUUAUCUGGCUCCAUACCAUAUGCCAUGGACAACCUCACCAUGUUAGAGCACGUUUCAUUAUCUUAUAACCAUCUAUCUUCGACAAUACCAUCAAGCUUCUUUUAUCACAGUAACCUUAUCCAACUAGAUCUGUCACAUAAUUCCCUAACCGGUACAUUACCUUCUGAACUUAGCCAUAUGCAAAGUAUGGACGUGAUGGAUCUUUCUAGUAACCUCUUGGGUGGUAGCCUUCCAAGUUCAUUCGGACAGGUUGCCAUGUUAUUAACCUACCUAAAUCUUUCACACAGCUCAUUUAAGGGUUUAGUCCCAAACUCUUUCGGCCGCUUAACCAACUUAGAAACAUUGGACCUAUCGUCAAACAAUCUUUCAGGUACAAUACCAGAAUACCUCGUUAACUUCACCUACCUUUCUUCUCUGAACCUCUCCUUCAAUAGGUUAGAAGGGCAAAUACCAAAUGGAGGUGUUUUCUCAAACAUCACCUUGCAAUCUUUGAUGGGGAAUGUUGGGCUAUGUGGUGCUCCUCAUCUAGGACUGUCACCGUGUCCGCACAAGUCUCACUUGACUUAUAGUCGACACAUCCUCAAAUUUAUACUCCCGGUUGUCAUCAUUGGAGUUGGUGCAUUUGCAACCACCAUGUACCUAAUGGUCAGAAAGAAAAAUAAGAAACAAUCUUAUGGUACGGCUUCUACUAGCAUGACUGAUCUGAUCAGCCAUAGGUUAGUAUCCUACCAUGAGAUUGCUCGUGCCACUGAAAAUUUCAAUGAGGACAACCUACUUGGUACCGGUAGUUUUGGCAAAGUUUUCAAAGGCCAACUAGAUGAUGGUUUGGUGGUUGCAAUAAAAGUGCUCAAUAUGCAAGUCGAGCAGGCUGUGAGGAGUUUUGAUGCUGAAUGUCAAGUGUUGCGCAUGGCUCGGCAUCGCAACUUAAUACAAAUAUUAAAUGCGUGUUCCAGCCUGGAUUUCAAGGCACUGCUCCUUCAGUACAUGCCCAAUGGUAUCAUGGAGACACACUUGCACAAUGAAAUAAGGGAACCACUAAGAUUCAUCCAGAGAUUGGACAUUAUGCUUGGCGUGCCAGAGGCAAUGGAGUACCUGCACCAUCAUCAUUUCCAAGUUGUCUUGCACUGUGACCUGAAGCCUAGCAAUGUGUUGUUCGAUGACGACAUGACGGCGCAUGUUGCCGACUUUGGCAUUGCAAAGUUACUUCUACGUGAUGACAACUCCAUGGUUUCAGCAAGUAUGCCGGGGACAAUUGGGUACAUGGCCCCUGAGCUAGCAUUCAUGGGAAAGGCAUCACGAAAGACUGACAUGUUCAGCUUCGGGAUCAUGUUGCUUGAAGUCUUCACAGGGAAGAGGCCCACAAACGCUAUGUUCGUUGGAGAAUCUAGCCUUAGGCAGUGGGUUUCGCAAGCAUUUCCAGCAAAGCUCGUUGAUGUUUUGGAUGAGAAGCUACAGCAGGGUGAAGAAAUGAACCUUGCCUUCCAUCACCAAACAAUUAAUACUUCAUCGUCGUCAUCCUCCAUUUCCUGCAAUGGAAACUUUCUUGUGUCGAUAUUCCAGCUGGGUCUAGAGUGUUCGGACGAUUCUCCCAGUCAGAGGGCAAGCAUGAGCGACGUGGUCGUGAGGCUCAAAAACAUUAAAAAGGAUUACUCUGCUUUCAUGGCGGCAACUCAAAGCGCGCAACAACGUUCAUGAGAUAAUGUUUUAGUGCAUCUAUGUAGUGCAUAAUUUUCACUUUUCCACUCAUAUGGUAGUUAUUUUAAGAAAAUAGCAAUACACCUGUGGAAAGAGGAUUUUCUGCAACUGGUUGCCGGUGCAAGUAAUAUUCUCUCUCCUCUUCAUUUUUUUCUGAUUCUCAAAAAAUGUGAAAUAAUUCAGGAAUGUUAGUAAUGCUACGUAAUGUGUACUUGUAAAGAUUCAUCCAAUAAUGCAAUGAUUUGUGAAUUAGACAAAAAUGACAAGAUUUAAACGAAUAGUGUGUUUUCAUCUUGAGUUUGAUUGGAUAAUUUAGCUAUCAAUUCUCGAAAGUUGACAUGCCUUGCGUAGUUGUGUUGGCUUAUGCUCUGCUAUAG
This is a messenger RNA of Triticum aestivum (bread wheat), 2932 nucleotides long. RefSeq names its product probable LRR receptor-like serine/threonine-protein kinase At3g47570. Gene Ontology annotation, molecular function: protein binding; ATP binding; protein kinase activity. The transcript has 2 exons. The record is from RefSeq and is a predicted model, not a curated record. NCBI's taxonomy places the organism in Eukaryota, Viridiplantae, Streptophyta, Magnoliopsida, Poales, Poaceae. The coding region runs from base 27 to 2555 and encodes 842 amino acids. Gene Ontology annotation, biological process: protein phosphorylation.